This is a messenger RNA of Amphimedon queenslandica, 1176 nucleotides long. RefSeq names its product extracellular protease-like. The coding region runs from base 39 to 1094 and encodes 351 amino acids. The record is from RefSeq and is a predicted model, not a curated record. Gene Ontology annotation, molecular function: metalloendopeptidase activity. NCBI's taxonomy places the organism in Eukaryota, Metazoa, Porifera, Demospongiae, Haplosclerida, Niphatidae. The transcript is spliced from 2 exons.
UACCAUUUUACAAGUACUCUUUAUCAAGGAAAGAAAUCAUGAAGACUCUUUUCUCACUCUUUUGUCUGGUUACUUACCUGACCUGUGCUCUGAGUGCUAAUGGCUGGCCAAUCUCUAUUGACAUGGCAUGUAAUAAAGCUCUUUCUGCUGUUGCUUGCUCAUUUGAGUUUACCAACAAUGCUAAUGAGGAUCUUUAUCUACUGAAACGCAACACUCCUCUUGAAGGACUCGACUCUGAAUUUGUCUCCGUUUCUCUUGAUGGUCGUCCACUGGAUUAUGAAGGAUUUUAUAUGUAUCAUCUCCCACCAGCAAAGGAUGAGUUUGUUCUCUUGAAGGCAGGUGAAAGUAUUUCUGCAACAGUCCAAAUCACUGAUGUAUUUAGCAUUGAUACUGAUGGUCUCUACACUGUACAAUACAGUAGACCUUUACAGUAUCUGUCAGUGAAUGAGAUGAGUGCAAUGUCCAUUGAUGACCUCAAAGAGUUAGCUGUACGUGAAUCCAUUCACAUUCAUUUGGAAAACACUCAUCUUCUUUUGAAGCCGAAGAAAGAAGAAAUAAAACCCGAUUACACUGUGCACCUUCAGGACUGUGGCACUGUUAGUUUUGCCAACGGAGAUAGAAAAAAUAGCGAGACACUGGAAGCUCAUAAAAGGCUCUGCCCUAGAUUCGAUAAAUUGUUAAAGAGAAACAAUCUUAACUCAGACUUUCAGAAAUGGUUUGGUGCAAUCUCUUGCUCACGUGCUGGUAUUGUGCAAGACACCUACAAGAGCAUCAGAAGUGGACUGUCAAAAUAUUCUCUCACAUAUUUCAACAGGGAAUGGUGCAAGAGCUAUGUUGUUGCAUUUACUGUCCUGUCUUAUUCCUACUCAACAGUUUAUCUCUGUGAGCCAUUCUUCAAUCUGGAGUUAUACUGUGUUAGCACUACUGGUAUUAGCAAAGAAGAUGUGUUAGUGCACGAAUGGUCUCAUGCUCUUGGCCGCCGUAGGGAUAGAGUUUAUGGUCGUAAAAAUUGUGAGGCAUUAGCAAAGAGUAAUCCUGAUAAAGCUGUUGAGAAUGCUGACACUUAUGCAUAUUAUUACUGUGACACCAAAUGAGGUAUUCAUUAAAAGGCCAAGAUACUAAGAAAUUUAGGACUCAUGCAACACUAUAGGACAUCACAGUUUAUUUUUCCUUAAU